AUGUGCCGUGUGCUGCUGCGUCACGGAGCGAAGCCGGAUUUCGAUCUCGACAGAGUCCCGGGUACGGCCGCGGCCUCCGCUGCAGCAAACACAGGCCCAUGGGGUGGCUCCGCCCUACACCGCGCGGCAGCACUGCUGGGCCGCGGCGCCGCUGCCACCGAUGGCCCCGUCAGGGGCAGGUCCCCCGACCCGAAGCGCCUGGCGGCAACCGUUACAAUCUUGCUGGAAGGCGGAGCAGACCCCUGCCGCGUAAACCGCGCUGGGCUCACGGCACUGGACAUACUUUUGGGCGUCGAGCCUCCGGGUUGCUAUCUGGAUCCGGCUGAUCGGGCUGAUCCGGCUUUCGUUGGCAGCGGCGGUGGCGGUGGCGGCCGUGGGUGCUUCCGCGGCCUGGGGAUGUUCCGGCGACCCGGCAAGGGCGGAGGCAGCCGCGGCAGCGGAUGCUCGCACCGUGCUGCGGCGCUGCGGCGAAUGUUGGCGACGGUGGCGACAGGGUCGACGACGGCUCGAAUCGUCGCUGCAAGCGUGCAGGUGGCACCUUUUCGGGACUGCGAUUGGCGGCUGGUGUGGCUGGUGGUGCUGCCACGUCGCUACGGCGGCGUCUUUGUGCAGCGUGCCGCGGACCCCGACACGGGCGCCAGCAGCCCACGCCGGUGCCCACGCGCCACCUCCGGGGAUCAUGGCCAUACUGCCUGUGGCAGCAAAGAAGUCGACAACUUCGAGCUGCUUGGCCUCUCGUGCGACCCAUGGAGCGGCACUGCAUCUGUGCGGCCUCUGUUGCGCCUGCCACUCAGCACCGGCUUGGACGUGGAGGUCUGCGAUGUCGCCUCCAUGACGGUGCGACUCAUCUUUCCCGCCGGCAGCACGGAGGCCAGAGCGCGGCUGGAGAGGACAUUGCCUCCACAGGCCCUGGCCUGUGCGCGGCGCUGGGACCGUCAAACUGCGCCUCAAACUGUGGACAUAUCCCCUGGCGGCGACGGACCGGGGCUGUCACCGCUGUUGCCUCGACAAGCCGGCUCAGUGACGGCGGCGGCCGCAGCGGAUGCGGUCGUCAUGCCUGUGGCCGUGCACCUUCGGCACCCUGCUGACGCUACAGUUGCUCAGCGAGCUGACUUGAGGGAUUGGCUGGGGCAGCUGGCCCGUGUGUUUGGCAAUCCUGCACGGCCCCCGAAGCUGCUGUCCACACCGGGUAUCGAGUCAGGGCCUACUUCCAGGUCAUCGGGGCUGCAGGCCCUGGGCGGCACCGCGACAGCGACGGCACCGAGCCAGGCGCAGGGCCCGGUGCGUGCGGCGGUAGUGACAGAUGCCGGGGAGGCAGUUGGUGAUGAUGAUGGUGGUGAUGAUGAUGAUGAUGAUGAUGAUGAUCAGCGGCAGCAGCGGCAGGAUACCCGCCUGGGCCUCCAGCCUGUCGCGAAUGCAUCAGCAAAUGGAACGUUGCAAGGUAUGUGGUCGCGCCGUGGUCUGGCUGGGAGUUCGAGUACGUGCACGCCAGGGGGUUUGGCAAGCCGGAGCGGGGCAGUGCACACACAGGAAGCCAAAGAGCGGCUUGCACUGCGAAGUGGCAGAACCUCGUCAUCGUCAUCGACGUUCUCGUCAACGGCGGCGGUAGCGGCGGCGGCGGCGGCGCUGGCAGGCGAUGUGGUUCGUCAGGGGGAUGAUGAAGGUGACGGCCCGGCGAGUGCAGAAGGGCUGGCGGCAGCGGCUGAUUCAGAGAUCCGGCCCGAAGGUGUGCUGGUACCAGGAAAUGACGUACGGUCCCAGGCGCAACAGCGCCGGUCGCGGCUACAGCACCAUCACCAUCAGCAACAGCAACAGCAGGGACGACAACCGCAAGCCCAAUCGGCCGCGAUCGAUCAGUUGAGGCAGCAGCUGCAGCGGCAGCACCCCGGCACACGCUUGCUGUGCCCGUUUUGCCGGCAGCCGGUGGAAGAGGUAUGCAUACCAAACUUCAGGAUGAGCAACAACUACAACUACAACGAUGAGUAG
Volvox carteri f. nagariensis is the source of this 1986-nucleotide messenger RNA. RefSeq lists its product as uncharacterized. The coding region runs from base 1 to 1986 and encodes 661 amino acids. Lineage: Eukaryota; Viridiplantae; Chlorophyta; Chlorophyceae; Chlamydomonadales; Volvocaceae. The record is from RefSeq and is a predicted model, not a curated record. The transcript is spliced from 6 exons.